Effrenium voratum is the source of this 519-nucleotide messenger RNA. The record is from the annotation of a GenBank genome assembly. NCBI's taxonomy places the organism in Eukaryota, Dinophyceae, Suessiales, Symbiodiniaceae.
AUGGAUGAGCUGCUGGAGUUCCUGAAGGAGCUGCCCUGCCAGCUCUGCGAGGAGCAGCCGGUGGAGCGGCGCCUGCUGAUGGAGCUGGGCCUGGCGCGGUCCACCGCGGCGCUGCGCGCGGACUCCGACCCGGAGUCCCUGGAGGACCUGCGUCUGGCGGAGAAGGCGCAGGAGGAGUUGGUGCGGCACCGGAGGCACACGCCCUUCUUCAAGGUCGUGGCGCGCGACGCCUCCGGCGAUGGCAGCAGCUUCUUGUCGGUCUUCGACGGCAAGACGCGGUACCACCUGGGCGUCUCGAGCUUCGACCCCAGAGGAGGCUUCUUCGUGCACCCCAGCAAGGAGGCGGCCUCUCAGUCGGUGUCCGCCUUCCCGCGCCAGAGCGCGGCCUGGGGCGUGCGCCGGGCUGAGAGAGGGGUGGGGCAGUGGGCACGAGGGCACGGGCGGGGUGGCUCGGCGGGCCCGGUUUUUCUCCCCACAACACUGGAGAAAGCCAAAGGAGAAGCGGAGAUCUAUAAGUGA